This is a messenger RNA of Tupaia belangeri chinensis (Chinese tree shrew), 570 nucleotides long. Its product is annotated as vomeronasal type-1 receptor 3-like. Gene Ontology annotation, molecular function: pheromone receptor activity. The coding region runs from base 1 to 570 and encodes 189 amino acids. The transcript is spliced from 2 exons. Lineage: Eukaryota; Metazoa; Chordata; Mammalia; Scandentia; Tupaiidae. The record is from RefSeq and is a predicted model, not a curated record. Gene Ontology annotation, cellular component: membrane. Gene Ontology annotation, biological process: G protein-coupled receptor signaling pathway.
AUGGCCUCCAGUGACUUGACAGUAGGAAUAAUCUUCUUAUCCCAAACCAUAGUUGGAUUCCUGGGGAAUUUCUUUCUUCUUUACCAUUACAUCAAUAUCCAUGUUCUUCUGUACAUGAGUGGCAAGUGCAACUGCAAAAACAGCACUAAAAAAAUUGACUAUGGAUACUGUUCAGGAGCUGUUAGCAGCAGUACUGUACAACCAGUACAUUACUCACUGUUAUUAUCCUAUGAUGUUUUGUGUCUGGUACUCAUGAUCUGGGCCAGAAGCUCCAUGGUUUUCAUCCUGUUAAGGCACAAGCAGCGAGUCCAACACAUUCAUGGAACCAGCCCCUCUCCCAGACCAUCCCCUGAGUCCAGGAUCACCCAGAGUAUCCUUGUCCUAGUGAGCACCUUUGUAUCAUUUUUAACCCUCUCCUCUAUCCUUUCAUUAUAUCUCUCUCUUUCUCAUAAGCCCAGUUGGUGGCUGGUGAACACCUCUGCACUAAUCACUUCUUGUUACCCUACAAUCAGCCCCUUUGUUUUCAUGAGUCAUGAUCCCAGAAUAUCCAGGCUCAACUAUGCCUGCUAG